This is a messenger RNA of Verticillium alfalfae VaMs.102, 618 nucleotides long. RefSeq lists its product as hypothetical. The coding region runs from base 1 to 618 and encodes 205 amino acids. The transcript is spliced from 2 exons. NCBI's taxonomy places the organism in Eukaryota, Fungi, Ascomycota, Sordariomycetes, Glomerellales, Plectosphaerellaceae. The record is from RefSeq and is a predicted model, not a curated record.
AUGAAAUCCAUCCGGAAGGCUGCUGAGGGAGGGGCUCCUCCUCCUCCACCUCCACCCCUUCCCCCUGUUGGGAACAAAGCCGCCAUUCAACCUCCGGCCCCCAAGCCACCGGCGGUGCUGACGCCAAAGGAUCCUGCUCGCGCUCUCCUCGUAUACCUACUGAUAUUCAAUGGCGCACCUUUCAAAGAUCACUGGGCAUACUGGAUGCCCUCGCCCACGAACCCAAACAUAGGUGUUCUAAUCCACGCGACGGGUGAUGUGAAAGAUGGGUUCAAAUUCGAGGUCAAACGAAGCUAUGACUUCACGACAACUGCUAAUCGUCCCACUGCCAAAGUGCCGCUGCAGUGGGUCGAGGCUAGCGACGCCGACCAGGAGGCAAUGUUCAACCAUGGGAAAAACAAAGUCGACGGCACACCCAUCGGCCGCUUUGAGACUGCUCUCUACAGUGUCAAGGUCCCGGGAAAGUCUUUGAAUGCCUCAGAUGACAGAGCUAAGUCUGGCACGAAGGUCAUACAAAGAAACUGCCAGACAUGGAUUGUUGAGUCUGCCGACGAGCUUGUUGCGCGCUCCUUCUUCGAAAAGGAGGUUGCUGCCUACCUUCAUGCCAUUGAGCAGUGA